This is a messenger RNA of Mytilinidion resinicola, 996 nucleotides long. RefSeq lists its product as uncharacterized. The record is from RefSeq and is a predicted model, not a curated record. Bases 263 to 976 code for a protein of 237 amino acids. NCBI's taxonomy places the organism in Eukaryota, Fungi, Ascomycota, Dothideomycetes, Mytilinidiales, Mytilinidiaceae. The transcript has 3 exons.
AUGUCCGACCAAUCUGGAGACGCUGUCGUCAAGGCCACCACUCCUACCCCGCCAACCUCAGCCAUCUUCACCGAGAGGGAGCUUGCCAUGCUCGGAUGGGCCAUGCAGUCGCUCAAGUCAGGCCCUCCUGAGACCAAGCUGUUCACUGGCGAUGUCGCUACUCCAGUGAAGACUCCGAAGGCUCCCAAGACUCCCGCUGUUCGCAAGCCUCGGGGCAAGGCGACCAACAAGGCUAGCGACGAAGCUGCCAUCAAGGCCAGCGAUGAAGCUGCCAACAAGGCCAGCGAUGAGGAAGGCGCUGCGGCUGCUGGCGCUCCCGAGGAACCUGCUGCUGCCUCCGACGACGCUGCUGCUCCCGAGCCCAAGACCCCCAAGGCCAAGAAACCCGCCGCAUCGCGCAAGCGCAAGUCUCCUACCACCGGCGAGGGUGAGGACGGCGAGACCCCGAAGAAGCGAGGCCGCAAGACCAAGGCGCAGAAGGAGGCUGAGGCCGCAGCUGCCAAAGGCGCGCUCCCGGGCAUCGAUGUCGCCGCUGCUGUCAAGGACUCCAACGAUACCGAGGCGACGACGCUCAAAAACGAGGAGGCUAACGGUGAGGAGGUUAAGACUGAGGAAGAGGCUUGAGCAGAGCAACCUCACCACAUCAACAAGAAGCGCGAUCUCGAUCUCGAUCUCGAUCUCAGAUGACAGCUUCUUCCCAUACUACUCAUACUCAUCACAAAAUCGUCGCAUGUCUGCGCUCCCGCAAGGCUUGGAACGAUCUUCACGGUUUUUCUUACUCUUUGGCUUUCUCUUUACUCCAUCUCCCCUUUCUAUCUCUGCAUUUGGCUGGCGCUGGCACCGCUCCUCAACGCACAUCGUUGCUGCAGCGCAAUCAUCACGGUUGAUCUUGGGGUAUAACGGAAUGGAAUGGGGCUGGCUUCGUUGUAUCGAGGUCACGGCGUUUUGGGAGGUCGGAAACCUCGGAGGGACUUGAUACUGUAGCUUGAUUAGCUG